Sceloporus undulatus (fence lizard) is the source of this 12673-nucleotide messenger RNA. It is a transcript of the gene DNAH12, whose product is annotated as dynein axonemal heavy chain 12. Gene Ontology annotation, biological process: microtubule-based movement. Gene Ontology annotation, cellular component: dynein complex. Gene Ontology annotation, molecular function: dynein intermediate chain binding; minus-end-directed microtubule motor activity; dynein light intermediate chain binding. The record is from RefSeq and is a predicted model, not a curated record. Lineage: Eukaryota; Metazoa; Chordata; Lepidosauria; Squamata; Phrynosomatidae.
CCCUCCCUCCCUUUUCAUUUAGCGUCAGUUGGGAGGCCUCGCCCCGCCGCAAGGGCCGACGGGAAAACAUGUGGUCGCCACCCGCCAUUCAUCACUUCCUCCUCUCAGCGGCAAAAAGGGACUGAGGCCUCGCUCGCAAGGGCCGAUGGGAAAAGCCGGGAAGGGGGAUGAAUAAAUGUGGUGCGAGCGGGAGGGAAAUGGAGGCUUGGGGAAGAGCGCAAGGCCUGCUGGGAAGUGAAGUUCGCGCCGUUUGAAGGGUCAGGGCCUAAACGAAGUCUCCACAAAUCAUGUUGGGUUUCUGUUGGCCUUCGCGCUCUUCUUGCCUAGACAUGGAGGACGUGGCCCAAGAAACGCUCGUAUCAAUGUGACUCACGCUCCUUAGCCAGACUCAAAAUGGAGGGCCUUUUGGCAUUCUGGACUAAAGGCUGAAAUGGACAGGCCUUGGGAAAAGAGGGCCUCUGGUCACCCUCAGCUCAAAGGAGGGCAGCUAGGCACUGCGAAAUGGAGGCCAAAAUAAGAGCUCAAAACACUCAUAGAUACAAGUUCAUGCUUCUGAGUCUUGCUCAAAACGGCAAGCCUUUUGGGAUCCCUCCUGGAUGGGAUGGAAGGCUGGGAUGUAGGGAAAGGGGCCUCCAUGCUGUGCAUGUGAUGUCAGCUCCUAGUAAAUCGUCAGAUCCUCCUGAUGAUGAUGCACAGGGCAUUCGAUUACCACCUAUUGCUGUGCCUUCCACAUCCAAGGAGCUGACGGAAAAGCAGAAAAAACUGAUGAAAUACAGAAGAGUCAAGGAACAGCAAAAGAUGCUUAAUAAGAUCAUAGUGAACACAGCCACAAAAGAGUACUCAGAUGCCCUAGAAGAAUUUGCUAGAAGAGAGCGUCAACCUCCUAUUCCACAAUUGCCUUAUACUAUGAACAGUGAGCAGAAACAAAUAAGAACCAACUACCUCUUUCUGAAGAAAUGUGUAGAAAGUAAUCCAGUGGUGCCUAUUCAGCAAGAAUGGUUACAGUCCAUGCUCACUUUGGUACCACAGCAUCUAAUGGAAGGCAAGGACAGAGAGAAACUUGUGGAAGAGCUCUUAGAUGAGGUAACAAAUGAUUACGAAAUGAGCAUGAAGAGAUAUAUGGUGCGAAGUGUUCUUGUGAAGCCCAAUGUAAAGUUGCUUGAAUAUGAGAAAGAAGGACCUUUGCCCGUUGAACCUGUUGGACUAGAUUUUUCCAGGCCUUGGCACACAAGCUUUUUACAAGCAAGAAAACAGAUUCUUGAAAAUUUACAUAUUCUUCACCCAACUCUAAGAAUUUUACUGGAUAUUGGUUACAAAACCUUUUCUAAGUUACUUGUUGUAGAUCUAUCAGGUUUCAGAUCAAAAGGUCCACUUGAAUAUGAAUCACUUCAAAAUGAUGUGUCUAUAAUCUGCUUAAAAACAGAAGAAAAGAUACUGAACACAUGGUACCCAAGGGUUAUUAAUCUCUUUACAAGAAAAGAAGCAUUGGAAGGUGUAAAGCCUGACCAAAUUGACUCAUUCUAUAACUGUGUGGCUACACUUAUGUCUAACCAGCUGAAAGAUUUAUUGAAAAGAACUGUUGAGGCCUAUGUUCAGCUAUUUGAUUUUGAUGACCAACGAUGGCUACUUUUGUUUAAGAUGGAACUGACUUUUGAUGAUGAGAAGAUGGACUUCUAUCCAAGCUUUCAAGAUCUGGAAGAUUCUAUUUUGUAUAUAGUUACUUUGAUUGCACAGACUCUGCAGCAUGUCCAGACUAUACAUUCUUGGCUAGGAGGUACAACUACAGUCACGGCUAUUGAUACUGAACUUCCUGAACAUGUUAUAGCAUGGGCAUCAUCUGUACUGAAGAAAGCCGUUCAAGAAAACUUGAAAGGUGCAAAAGCACAUUUUGAUUUUUAUGUAGAGAAGUAUGGCUGGCUUGUAGAUGGUGCUGCAGAUGACCGAAUAAGAACAUUUGUAGCAGAAGAGCACAGCUUUGAUGAAUAUGCAGAGUUUAUAGAUGAAUUCUUCACUCUUGCAAAGGAAAUAAUGAGCUUGCCAAUGAUAGCUCAUUUCCCCUUGGUGCGUUUAGAGUGUGAAGACCUCAAGCAAGGAUUGUGUGACAAAGCAAAAAACUUUGCAUAUCAGCUAUUGAACAUAAUAGCACUAAAUCACAAAAGCGAAAAUGAAUUGAUAUGUAAUGAAUUUGAAACUAUUAAAGAGCGGGCACUGAAAGUUCCUGAGACAACUGAAGAAAUGAUGGAAAGCAUAGCCUAUAUAGAAAAGGCUAAAACCAUAGGUAUCCAGAAGUUAUAUGAAAGGAUCAAGGAUAGCCAACGGCGAAUGAAUUAUCUCCUUGAUGUGUAUAUAUUUGAGGGAGAAGAUUUGGCUCUGAAUGCAGAUGUUUUAUUAUGGCCUCACAAUAUUAAUCCCAUCUUCGAUGAAAAUGAUGAUAUUAUUGAACAAUCUAAACGUAAAAGUGAAAAUGAAUUAUUGGCCAAACGUGAGAAAUUGAUACUGGAAAUAGAAAGGCAGACUCGCCGUAUGCAGGAGUUCACAGAAUACUCUGAUUUGGAUCGUAUGCAACAGUAUGUAACAGACAUGAGAACACUGCAGAAACGCAUACAAGAUGCUGAUGAAGCUGUUGUUUUUAUUAAUAAAGAAGAGAAGCUUUUAAAUUGGGAAGUGACGGAAUACCCAGAUUUGGAAACCUUAAAAGUUAACAUUGAGCCCUAUCAAAAACUUUUUGUUUUUAUACUGAAAUGGCAGCGGACUGAAAAACGCUGGAUGGAUGGUGCUUUUUUAGACCUCAAUGGGGAAAAGAUGGAAACUGAGGUGGAUGAAUUUUUUCGAGAUAUUUAUAAGACACUCAGGUUCUUUCAACAAAAGCUAAAGAAAGCUGAAAUAGAAAGAAAAAAAUCAAUGCGCAGAGCAGUUGUAGAAGAGAGAGUGGAAGAAGAAAAGAAGGACAGUCCAACUAUUUCAAUGUGUUCUGCAGUUAUGGAGCAGAUAAAAGAUUUCAAAGAAAAUAUCCCAUUAGUUAGUAUCCUCUGUAACCCAGGAAUAAGGACUCGUCAUUGGAAACAGAUGUCAGAAAUUGUUGGUUAUGAUUUAACACCAGAUUCUGGAAGUACCUUAAGAAAAGUUUUAAAGCAGAACCUUACCCCAUAUUUGGAGCAAUUUGAAACCAUAAGUAUGGGAGCAAGCAAGGAAUUUUCAUUAGAAAAAGCAAUGCACACUAUGAUGGAGGUCUGGGAGUCAAUUUCCUUCCAAAUAAGCUUAUAUCGUGAGACUGGAGUUAAUAUUCUGUGUGCAGUUGAUGAAAUUCAGACUAUUCUUGAUGACCAGAUUGUAAAAACACAGACUAUGAAGGGAUCACCUUUUAUCAAGCCAUUUGAAAAACAAAUCACGGAAUGGGAAGAACGCUUGGUUAGAAUUCAGGAGACUAUUGAUGAGUGGUUGAAAGUCCAAGCUCAGUGGCUCUACUUGGAACCAAUCUUUUCUUCUGAAGACAUUAUGCAACAGAUGCCAGAGGAGGGACGUCAGUUCCAGACUGUUGAUAGAUACUGGAAAGACAUUAUGAGAUACUGUGCCAAAGACCCCAAGGUUCUUGCUGCUACUUCAUUGACAGGCUUGUUGGAAAAGCUUCAGAACUGUAAUGAACUUUUGGACAAAAUUAUGAAAGGUCUGAAUGCCUAUCUUGAAAAGAAGCGGCUGUUCUUUCCCCGAUUUUUCUUCUUGUCUAAUGAUGAAAUGUUAGAGAUCCUUUCAGAGACUAAAGACCCUCUUAGAGUCCAGCCUCACUUGAAAAAGUGUUUUGAGGGCAUUGCUAAGCUGGAAUUUCUUUCUAACCUGGACAUUAAGUCAAUGUACAGUACAGAGGGGGAACGUGUGGAACUUAUUUCUACGAUUUCAACUUCUGAAGCUCGAGGGGCUGUAGAGAAGUGGCUAAUACAAGUAGAAGACAUAAUGCUGAAGAGUAUACAUGAUGUCAUUACAAGAUCAAGACUGGCAUAUCCAGAUAGACAAAGAAAAGAUUGGGUGAGAGAAUGGCCUGGUCAAGUAGUUCUCUGUGUCUCACAAAUGUUCUGGACAAGUGAAGUACAUGAAGCCAUAGUCAGUGGCUCAGAGGGCUUACAGAAUUAUUACAAUACUCUUCAGCACCAGUUAAAUGAUAUUGUAGAGCUGGUAAGAGGGAAAUUGUCUAAACAAACAAGAACUACACUGGGCGCACUGGUCACUAUUGAUGUGCACGCCCGGGAUGUUGUCAUGGAAAUGAUUGAAAGUGGUGUGUUGCGUGAAACAGAUUUUCAGUGGCUUGCUCAGUUGCGGUAUUAUUGGGAGCAUGAGAAUGUCCGAGUGCGCAUCAUCAAUUGCAAUGUAAAAUAUGCUUAUGAGUAUCUUGGCAACUCUCCUCGACUUGUCAUAACACCUCUUACAGACAGAUGCUACCGUACUCUGAUUGGAGCAUUUUAUUUAAACCUUGGGGGUGCUCCAGAGGGCCCAGCUGGGACAGGUAAAACAGAGACGACCAAGGAUUUGGCUAAAGCUCUUGCUGUCCAAUGUGUUGUCUUCAACUGUUCUGAUGGCCUUGAUUACCUAGCUAUGGGAAAGUUUUUCAAAGGUUUGGCUUCUUCUGGAGCUUGGGCCUGCUUUGAUGAAUUCAAUCGCAUUGAACUGGAAGUGCUAUCUGUGGUGGCUCAACAGAUCCUUUGCAUACAGAGAGCUAUACAGAUGAGGCUGGAAAUAUUUAAUUUUGAAGGCACAGAACUGAAACUUAAUCCCAACUGUUUUGUUGCAAUUACCAUGAAUCCAGGUUAUGCAGGUCGCUCUGAAUUGCCAGACAAUCUCAAGGUCCUUUUCCGAACAGUAGCCAUGAUGGUUCCUAAUUAUGCCCUCAUUGCUGAAAUCUCUCUCUACUCCUAUGGAUUUCUGAAUGCUAAGCCACUAUCAGUGAAAAUAGUGAUGACCUACAGAUUGUGCUCAGAACAGCUUUCAUCUCAGUUUCAUUAUGACUAUGGUAUGCGUGCUGUGAAAGCUGUACUAAUAGCUGCUGGUAACCUAAAGCUGAAAUUCCCAUCAGAGAAUGAAGAUAUACUUCUCCUUCGAUCAAUCAAAGAUGUAAAUGAGCCAAAAUUUUUAUCACAUGACAUUCCUCUUUUCAUGGGUAUCACUAGUGAUUUAUUCCCUGGUGUUAAGCUUCCUGAAGCUGACUACAAUGAUUUUUUGGAAUGUGCACAUGAAUGUUGUAAAGAGCAUAAUGUCCAACCUGUCAAAGUUUUUAUUGAGAAAAUGAUACAGACCUAUGAAAUGAUGAUAGUGAGACAUGGUUUUAUGCUUGUAGGGGAGCCUUUUGCUGGGAAGACCAAAGUUUUGCAUGUGUUGGCAGAUACACUUUCCCUUAUGAAUCAGCGUAGCUAUGGAGAUGAAGAAAAAGUGGUACACAGAACUGUAAAUCCAAAAUCCAUUACUAUGGGACAGCUUUUUGGACGAUUUGACCCUGUAUCUCAUGAGUGGACAGAUGGUAUAGUGGCGAACACAUUUCGGGAAUUUGCUUUAACUGAAACACCUGACCGUAAAUGGGUUAUUUUUGAUGGUCCUAUUGAUACGCUUUGGAUAGAGAGCAUGAACACUGUGUUGGAUGACAACAAAAAGCUUUGUUUGAUGAGUGGUGAAAUCAUCCAGAUGUCACCUCAGAUGAGUCUGAUCUUUGAAACUAUGGACCUCUCUCAGGCUUCACCUGCUACAGUCAGUCGUUGUGGAAUGAUCUACUUGGAGCCUUUACAACUGGGCUGGAAGCCACUUGUAACAUCUUGGUUGAACAAACUUCCUGAACCCUUGGAAGAGAAGGAGUAUCAAGAACUUUUGAGUGAUCUUUUCAACUGGUUUAUUCCACCUGCAUUAAGAAUUCGUCAGAAAAAAUGCAAAGAGUUAGUUCCAACAAGUAAUAGCAAUAAUGUGGUAUCUCUCACUCAGCUUUUGGAAAUGUUGCUUUGUGACACUGUGCAAAAGGAUCCUAGCAAUAAAAACAUCCAGAAGUGGAUUACGGGUUGUUUUGCAUUCUCCCUGAUUUGGUCCAUUGGUGCAACCUGUGAUGGUGAUGGUCGGAUUGUGUUUGAUGGUUUCAUAAGGGAUAUUGUCACGGGGAAGUUAGACCAACAUCCAGUACCAGCAUCUGUGGGCAAAUGGGAACAUCCAUUUGAAGAGAAAGGCUUGGUGUAUGAUUACAUGUUUGAGAUGAAAGGCAAAGGUCGUUGGGCUCAUUGGAAUGAACAUCUUAAAACCAUCCAUCUUGGUGAUAAAAAUAUUAAGGUUCAGGACAUUAUUGUUCCAACAAUGGACACAGUCAGAUAUACUUAUUUGAUGGAUUUGUGCAUUCAACAUGGAAAAGCAUUGCUUUUUGUAGGACCAACAGGUACUGGGAAAUCUGUGUAUGUGAAAGACAAGCUAAUGAAUCAUUUAGAAAAGGACCUCUACUUCCCAUUCUUUGUCAAUUUUUCUGCUAGAACCAGUGCCAAUCAAACUCAGAAUAUUAUCAUGGCCAGGCUGGACAAAAGACGGAAAGGAAUAUUUGGACCACCUAUGGGAAAGAAAUGUAUCAUCUUUGUAGAUGAUAUGAAUAUGCCUGCAUUGGAGCAAUAUGGAGCUCAGCCUCCUAUUGAACUUUUAAGACAGUUUUUUGACCAUGGAAUCUGGUAUGACCUGAAAGAUACAAAUAAAAUUGUCCUUGUUGACAUACAAUUAAUGGCUGCCAUGGGUCCACCAGGUGGUGGAAGAAAUCCAGUCACUCCUCGUUUUCUUAGACACUUCAAUAUUUGCACCAUUAAUACCUUUAGUGAUGAAACCAUGGUCCGGAUUUUCUCCACUAUUGUGUCUUUGUACCUAAGAGCAAAUGAGUUUCUCCCAGAAUAUUUUACCAUUGGGAACCAAAUUGUCAGCGGCACUAUGGAGGUGUAUAAGAAAGCCAUGGACAACCUAUUGCCAACACCUGCUAAAUCACAUUAUACGUUUAAUCUGCGGGAUUUUUCUCGAGUUGUCCUAGGCUGUUUGCUCAUUAAGAAGGAUUCAGUUAUAAGCAAGCAUACAAUGAUUCGUCUCUUCGUGCAUGAAGUAUUUCGAGUAUUUUAUGAUCGCCUUGUAGAUGACAUCGAUAGAGCCUGGUUGUUCAAACUAACAAAACAGAUUGUGAAAGAACAUUUCAAAGAAUCAUUUGAUUCAGUAUUUGAACAUCUGAGAAAACAAAAUGCACCUGUAACUGAAGAAGAUAUGAGAAAUCUGCUGUUUGGGGACUACAUGAAUCCUGAUCUUGAAGGAGAUGAAAGAAUUUAUUUUGAAAUCCCAAGUGUACAGAUGUUCAAUGACGUUGUGGAUCUCUGUUUGGAUGAAUAUAACCAAACUCACAAAACAAGAAUGAACCUGGUCAUUUUUAGGUAUGUGCUGGAACAUUUGUCUCGCAUAUGCCGAGUGCUAAAGCAGUCAGGAGGUAAUGCCUUACUUGUUGGAAUGGGAGGAAGUGGGCGCCAAUCCAUGACUCGUUUGGCUACAUCAAUGGCAAAAAUGAAUAUUUUCCAACCAGAAAUCUCCAAGAGCUAUGGAAUGAAUGAAUGGAGGGAAGAUGUAAAGACUCUUUUUAGGAGUGCAGGAGUGAAGGGCUUGAAAACUGUGUUUCUGAUCACAGACACACAAAUUAAAGAAGAAGGGUUUUUGGAAGAUGUUGACAGUGUGCUUAAUACCGGAGAAGUCCCCAACCUUUUUGCAGCUGAUGAAAAACAAGAAGUUAUGGAGGGCGUUCGUGCCGUAGCCCAGGCAGGCAGCAAAGGUGAAGAGCUUGGUCCCUUGGCCUUAUUUGCCUUUUUUGUGAAUCGGUGCAAAGACAAUCUCCAUGUUGUGGUAGCUUUCAGUCCAAUUGGAGAUGCUUUUCGCAACCGGCUUAGACAGUUCCCAUCUCUCAUCAACUGCUGUACUAUUGACUGGUUCCAGCCAUGGCCUGAAGAUGCUCUUGAACGUGUAGCUAUCAAGUUCUUGGAAAAGCUUGAGCUCACAGAAUAUGAACGUCAAGAAGUUGUUCCUAUCUGUAAACACUUCCAUACAUCUGUGUUGUCACUUUCAGAAAGGUUUUUGCAGGAGUUGGGACGACAUAACUAUGUUACUCCUACUUCUUAUCUUGAACUUAUAGCUUCUUUUCAACAACUUUUAACUCAAAAUCGAGAUACUAUCAUGAAGGCAAAGAAACGAUAUACUAAUGGCUUGGACAAACUAGCUUUUGCUGAAUCUCAGGUUGGAGAAAUGAAGCAAGAACUAGUUGAUUUGCAGCCUAAAUUGGAACAAGCUAAAGUGGAUAAUGCAAACAUGAUGAAGGUAAUUGAGAAAGAGUCUGCAGAAGUUGAAGCAAAAAGCAGAACUGUGAAAGUAGAUGAAGAGCUUGCAACAGAAAAAACUGCAGAAGCCCAGGCACUGAAGAAUGAAUGUGAGAGUGACCUUGCAGAGGCAAUUCCAGCAUUAGAAGCAGCAUUAUCUGCACUGGACACUUUGAAGCCCUCAGAUAUUACAAUAGUAAAGUCAAUGAAGAAUCCACCUUCUGGUGUUAAACUUGUUAUGGCUGCCAUCUGUGUAAUGAAGGAUAUAAAACCUGAAAAAGUUGCAGACCCUUCAGGGAUUGGAGGCAAGAUUUUAGACUAUUGGGGACCUAGCAAAAAACUUUUGGGUGAUAUGAAUUUCCUAAGAGAUUUGAAAGAGUAUGACAAGGAUAACAUUCCAAUAUCCGUGAUGCAGAAGAUUCGUGCUGAGUAUCUAACUAAUCCUGAAUUUGAUCCACCCAAAGUAGCUAAAGCAUCUUCAGCAGCAGAAGGCUUAUGUAAAUGGAUUAUGGCAAUGGAAGUUUAUGACAGGGUAGCAAAGGUGGUUGCGCCUAAGAAGGCCCGUUUAGCAGAAGCACAGCAGUCAUUAGCACAGACUAUAGCAUUACUGAAUCAGAAAAGAAAUGAACUUAAAGCUGUUGAAGAUCGCUUGGAAGCUUUGCAACAAACAUUUGCCGAUAAAACAGAAGAAAAGGCCCGUCUGGAGUUUCAAGUGGAUUUGUGUGCGAAGAAGUUAGAAAGAGCAGAAAAGCUGAUCGGAGGACUUGGGGGAGAAAAAUCAAGAUGGUCUAAUGCUGCAAAUGAUCUUCAAAACACCUAUGAUAAUUUGACUGGAGAUGUGUUGGUAUCGGCAGGCGUGAUUGCAUAUCUAGGAGCCUUUACUGCUGGUUUUCGACAAGAGUGUUCUCAAGAUUGGAGCAAACUUUGUAAGGACAAAAAUAUCCCUUGUUCUGAGACCUUCUCUCUGAGUAAGACGCUUGGUGAUCCGAUAAAAAUCAGAGCCUGGAAUAUUGCAGGUCUUCCAACAGACCAGUUUUCUAUAGACAAUGGUGUAAUUGUUAACAAUUCUAGACGUUGGCCCUUAAUGAUUGAUCCCCAAGGUCAAGCAAAUAAAUGGAUAAAAAAUUCUGAAAAAGAAAACAGACUGAGUGUCAUAAAAUUCACAGACACAGAUUACAUGCGAACUCUGGAAAACUGCAUUCAGUUUGGAACUCCACUUCUGCUUGAAAAUGUUGGGGAAGAAAUAGAUCCUUCACUGGAACCUCUGUUGCUUAGACAAACCUUUAAACAAGGGGGCAUGGAUUGCAUUCGGCUCGGGGAGACCAUUAUUGAAUAUUCCUUCGAUUUCAAAUUUUAUAUUACUACCAAAUUAAGGAAUCCACAUUAUUUGCCUGAAUUAGCUACAAAAGUGUCUUUGCUCAAUUUCAUGAUUACUCCAGAAGGACUUGAAGAUCAGCUUCUAGGUAUUGUUGUUGCAAAGGAGAGACCAGAAUUAGAGGAAGAACGGAAUGCUCUUAUUCUCCAGUCAGCUGCCAAUAAGAAACAACUGAAGGAUAUAGAGAAUAAAAUUUUAGAAACACUACAGUCUUCUGAAGGGAAUAUAUUAGAAGAUGAGUCCGCAAUUACAAUCUUGGACUCUGCCAAAAUUAUGUCUAAUGAAAUUACAAAGAAACAACAGAUUGCAGAAAAAACUGAAAUUCAAAUAGCACAGUCUCGAGAAGGCUACAGACCCAUUGCAAAACAUUCUUCUGUGUUGUUCUUCAGUAUUGCUGAUCUGGCUAAUAUUGACCCUAUGUACCAGUAUUCUCUCUCAUGGUUUGUAAACCUAUACAUCAACUCUAUUCAUGACAGCAACCGAUCUAAAAUCUUGGAAAAAAGGCUACGCUAUCUAAAUGACCAUUUCACGUACAACUUGUAUUGCAAUGUUUGCCGCUCCCUGUUUGAGAAGGAUAAGCUGCUGUUUUCAUUUUUACUGUGCUGUAAUCUCCUGAUGGCUAAAAAAGAAAUUGAACAUCAAGAAUUUAUGUUUUUAUUAACUGGAGGAGUUGGCCUCAAGAGCAAAUUCAAGAAUCCAGAUCCAUCUUGGCUACAAGAUAAAAGCUGGGAUGAAAUAUGCCGUGCAAGUGAUAUGCCUGCUUUUAAAGGACUACGGAGUCAUGUAGCUGCACAACUCAAUGAUUGGCGUAAAAUCUAUGAUAGUAAAGAACCCCAGAAUGUUACCUUACCAAGACCAUGGAAUACAUCCCUGAAUGAAAUAAAAAAGAUGAUUAUUCUCCGAUGCCUUAGACCUGACAAGAUUUCACCAGCCAUAACCACCUUUGUGACUGACAAACUUGGAAAAAAAUUUGUUGAGCCACCACCAUUUGACCUAACAAAAAGCUAUUUAGAUUCAAAUAGUACAAUCCCACUGAUUUUUGUGCUUUCUCCUGGAGCGGAUCCCAUGGCUAGUCUUCUGAAGUUUGCAAAUGACAAAAAUAUGAUUGGAAACAAGUUUCAGUCCAUCUCUCUGGGACAAGGCCAAGGACCAAUAGCAGCAAAAAUGAUAAGAGAAGGAAUGGAGGAAGGGACCUGGGUUUGUUUACAAAAUUGCCAUCUUGCUGUCUCCUGGAUGCCAAUGUUAGAAAAAAUCUGUGAAGAAUUUAACAGUGAAACUUGCCAUCCCAUUUUCAGACUCUGGCUGACAAGUUAUCCAUCACCCAAGUUUCCGGUAACCAUUCUACAGAAUGGUGUAAAAAUGACAAAUGAACCUCCAACAGGUCUUCGAUUAAAUUUGCUGCAGUCCUACCUCUCUGAUCCUCUUUCUGAUCCAGCCUUCUUUGCUGGGUGUCCUAAAAAGGAACUGAGAUGGGAGAAACUGCUCUUUGGAGUUUGCUUUUUUCAUGCCCUUGUUCAGGAAAGGAAGAAAUUUGGGCCUCUUGGAUGGAAUAUUCCAUAUGGGUUUAAUGAAUCAGACUUGCGUAUCAGUGUAAGACAGUUACAGCUGUUUGUAAAUGAAUAUGAAAAUGUUCCAUUUGAAGCAAUCACUUACCUUACUGGUGAGUGCAAUUAUGGAGGAAGAGUGACAGAUGAUUGGGACAGACGCCUGCUAUUGACUAUGCUUGCUGACUUUUACAACCCAGAAAUAGUUGAAAAUCCUCGUUACCCCUUUUCUCCUAGUGGCAACUACUAUGCUCCACCAAAGGGAACCUAUGAUGAGUACAUUGAAUUUAUUAAGAAUCUCCCUGUCAGUCAACAGCCAGAGGUAUUCGGUCUUCAUGAUAAUGUAGAUAUCUCAAAGGAUCUCCAACAAACAAAAGUCCUCUUUGAAUCUCUGAUACUAACACAAGGUGGAAGCACACAAACAGGAUCUUCGGGUGGCAGUGACAAUACUUUGUAUGAAAUUGCAGAUGACAUCCUCAGCAAAUUGCCAGGUGAUUAUGAUAUCGAAGCCGCACUUCUUAAGUAUCCUGUGAAAUAUGAAGAAAGUAUGAAUACUGUGUUGGUACAAGAAAUGGAACGCUUUAACAAUUUAAUACGUACCAUUCGUACAACUCUGGUGAAUUUGAAGAAAGCCAUUAAAGGAUUGGUUGUAAUGGAUUCUGAGCUGGAGGCCCUUUGUGCCAGUCUCCUUGUUGGAAAAGUUGCAGAAAUCUGGGCCAAGCGUUCAUACCCGAGCCUGAAACCACUGGGGAGUUACAUUCUGGAUUUUCUAGCUAGACUGAAAUUCUUACAGGACUGGUAUGACUCUGGAAAGCCCUGUGUGUUCUGGUUGUCAGGCUUCUUUUUCACACAAGCAUUUUUAACUGGAGCAAUGCAGAACUAUGCCCGGAAGUACACUAUCCCCAUUGAUCUAUUGGGAUAUGAGUUUCAGGUUAUUCCUAGGAUACUUCGAAUGUUGCUCCAGAAGUGUGUUUAUAUCCGUGGAUUAUUUUUAGAUGGGGCCCGUUGGGACAGACACCAAGGACUUCUUAGUGAACAACACCCUAUACUCUUUGACACAAUGCCAAUUAUUUGGAUAAAACCGACAAAAAAAUCAGACAUAAAGAAAACAAAUGCCUACAUGUGUCCACUCUACAAGACAAGUGAACGUAAAGGAACACUUUCAACAACUGGGCAUUCUACUAAUUUUGUCAUUGCACUAAUGCUGUUAACUGAUAAACCAGUCCAGCAUUGGAUUAAGAGAGGGGUGGCUUUGCUUUGUCAACUGGAUGACUAAUUUUGUAAAGUUCAGGAUCAAAUACUUACUAAACUGAAUGUAUAUGUUUGUUCUCUUUUUCUGUUUUCCUUAAGCAAGCAGCUAUUUUACAGAUGUAUUUAGGUCAUAUAGAGAUUAUAUUUUGUAUUGAAUAAAUGUUACU